Molecule: messenger RNA, 2838 nt
Organism: Closterium sp. Naga37s-1
Lineage: Eukaryota; Viridiplantae; Streptophyta; Zygnematophyceae; Desmidiales; Closteriaceae
Source: the annotation of a GenBank genome assembly
AUGGAUGCAUUGGCUAAUGCCGUGCCCGACCCUGUGGUAGCCUCUGCCCGCCCGCCCUGGCACCUCCACUGCCCCUGGCGCAUGCAGGGGGGCGGGCGUGGGGGAGCGGGUGGGCGUGGGGGUGGCGGUGGAGGUUGGGGGAGAAAAGCAGGAGUGCAGAAACGGGCGGAUCAGCAGCAACAGGAGGAGCAGCAGCAGCAGCAGGAGGAAGAGCAGGAGGGACAGGGAGAGGAGCGGGCGAGGGCGCGGCUUAAGGCGUGUGUGGCGGGGAUGCUGCAGCAGUUGGGGUGUGAGGGCGCAACGGACAGCGCCCUGUCUGUGCUCACAGACGCCCUCUCCCACCGCCUCUCCCGCAUGGGUCGCUCCCUGAGGGCCUGCCUGGACCGCUGUGACCUGCUGCACCUCGCUGCCACGGGCAUGGGGGGUGUGGGGAGCGUGGAGGGAGGCGUGGGGGGAGUGGGGAGUGUGGGGGACGGGGCUGUGAUGGAAGGGGAGGGGGAUGGCGUGGGUGGGGAGGGGGAGGCGGAGGAGCAGCGGCAGCAGGCGAUGCAGAUGGCAGCAGCGGAGAUGAUGCUGUACGGGGCUGAUCCUCUUAUCGGGUAUGCUCUUACGGGGUAUGCUCUGAACGAUAUGCUCCUAUCUUGUAUGCCGUGCAUGCGGUGUGCUCGUAUCGUGCUCUUCCGCUCCCUCUGUCCACUGUCCAUCUCAUCACUGGCAUCGUUUCUCCGCUGCCCCUCACAGCCCACGCGCCCGCCCCUACCGCCAGCAGCCGUGGCUGCCUUUGCUGCGUCCCUCGGCCUGCCCCACGCCCCCACUGCUGCACCCACGGAUAUGGCUGGGCUGGGUGGCAUGGGGGCCAUGGGAGCCGUGGGAGGCAUGGGGGGGAUGGGAGGGAUGGGAGGCAUGGGCAGUGGUGGGGGCAUGGUUGGUGGAGGAAUGGAUGGGUUGGGGGGGGCAGGUGCGAUGGCUGGACUCGGGGGGAUGAGUGCGGUGGGGGGGAUGGGGGGAAUAGGGGGUUUUGGGGCUGUAGGGGGUAUGGAGGGCAUGGGGGGAAUGGGGGGAAUGAGUGGGAUGGGGGAGAUGGGGGGGAGUGAGUCGGUGGCGGCAGCGCUGGCAGCAGCGGCAGCAGCUGUGGCGGCUGCAGCAGCUGGGGGCCUCACUGGGGGUGCUGGCAUGGGGGCGGGUGGGGGGAUGGGGGCAGGCGGGGGAAUGGGGCCAGGGGGGGGGAUGAACAUGGGCAUGGCGGAAGGCAUGGGGGCACUUGUAGGGGGAGUAGACGGAAUGGGUGGAGCAAUAAGGAGGACAAGUGGGGGAGGGGGGGAAAUGGUAGUCGAUGGGAUAGAUGGGUUAGGAGGGAUGGGAGGAGGGAUGGGAGGAGGAGGGAUGGGAGAAGGAGGGAUGGGAGGAGCAGGAGGGAUGGGAGGAGGAGGGAUGGGAGGAGGAGGGAUGGGAGGAGCAGGAGGGGUGGGAGGAGGAGGGAUGAGAGGAGGAGGAGGAGGAGGAGGAGGAGGAGGAGGAGGAGGAGGAGGAGGAGGAGGAGGAGGAGGAGGAGGAGGAGGGGGGGGAGGGAUGGGAGGGGGGGGAGGAGGGACGGGAGGAGGAGGGAUGGGAGGAGGAGGGAUGGGAGGAGGGGGGAUGGGAGGAGGAGGGAUGGGAGGAGGAGGGAUGGGAGGAGGAGUAGGGAUGGGAGGAGGGGGGAUGGGAGGAGGCGGGAUGGGAGGAGGAGGGAUGGGAGGAGGAGGGAUGGGAGGAGGAGGGAUGGGAGGAGGAGGGAUGGGAGGAGGAGGGAUGCAAGGCCGCAUGGGGCAAGGCAACUCGGGGCAGGGCGGCAUGGGGCAGGGCGGCAUGGGGUUGCAUGUGUCGGGUUCUUUGGCAUCCUCCGACAGUCCCCUUGGUGCCUCCACGUUCCAGCAGCAACAGCUGCUGCUGCACCAACAGCAGCAGUACCUGCAGCAGCAACAGCAACAGCAGCAGCAACAGCAGCAUCAAUCGCAGCAGCAACAGCAACAGCAACAGCAGCAGCAACAGCAACAGCAACAGCAACAGCAACAGCAGCAUCAAUCGCAGCAGCAACAGCAACAGCAACAGCAACAGCAGCAUCAAUCACAGCAGCAACAGCAACAGCAACAGCAACAGCAACAGCAGCAGCAGCAGCAGCAGCAGCAGAGUUCCCCCAACGUGUCGUCAUCUUCGCUCAGCGGCACUCCUGCUGACACGGCCGGCAGGCCGCAGCAUGGGGGUGCGGAGAUGGGUAUGGGGGGCAGGCAGGGCAUGGGAGGUAUGGGUGGGCCUGGUGCAGGGGCUGGGGGGGAAGGAGCGGGAGAUGGGGGGUUUGGUGGGGGCAUGGGCGGCGGUGUGGGUGGGGUAGUGGGGAAGGGCAGGGGCUCGACGAUGAGCGUUUCUGCUGGUGGUAGUGCCGGGAGUGUUGGUGCUGCUGGUGCGGGUGCUGCUGGUAUUGGUGCUGGCGCUGCGUCUGCUGUGGCUAGCAGUGUGGCAGCAGGGGGGGCAGUAGCAGGGGGAGGGGAGGUGAAAGGUGCUGCUGGUGGUGGUACUGGGAAGGGAAAGAAAGGGGAGGGGAAGAAGGGCGGAGGGGGAGGGGGCAAAGGAGGUGGAAAGGGAGGUGGCAAGGGAGGGGGGAAAGGAGCAGGAAGGGGAGUGGGUGGGGCAGCAGGGGCAGGCAGGGGAGGGGGAGCAGCGGCAGCAGGGCGUGGGAAGGGAGGAGGGGGUGGAGGGGCAGGGAAGGGGGCAGGGGCAGGUGGAGCGGGUGCAGCAGGCGGGGCAGGGAGAGGGGAUGGGGCGGGUGGGGCAGGUGGGGCAGGUGGUCAGAUGGGCACUUGA